Ooceraea biroi (clonal raider ant) is the source of this 3556-nucleotide messenger RNA. RefSeq names its product tyrosine hydroxylase ple (gene ple). Gene Ontology annotation, biological process: dopamine biosynthetic process from tyrosine. NCBI's taxonomy places the organism in Eukaryota, Metazoa, Arthropoda, Insecta, Hymenoptera, Formicidae. Gene Ontology annotation, molecular function: iron ion binding; tyrosine 3-monooxygenase activity. Gene Ontology annotation, cellular component: cytoplasm; perikaryon; axon. The record is from RefSeq and is a predicted model, not a curated record.
CAUUCGCUCGUACGCUCCGUCCAAAGCGGACUUAAGUAGUAAGAGGUACGUCGUCGUUAUCGUCGUCGUCUUCGUCGUUGUCGCAGUCACCCGUCUUCCCGUCGUUUUCUCGUCGCAAUCGAGACGUAGCAGCCGGACGGAUCGAGGCCGAGAAGAAGACGCAACCGUGAUAGUAAAAAGCGGAAAACAGAUCGACGAACGCGCGACGAACAGAUCUUGACGGAUCACGGAGAACACGCUCGUGUGAUCUCUCGCAGACGGCAGUGAAGAGCUCGCACGCACCCCCUUUUUCUCGCCACGUUGCGUACCGUUCAUCAGUGAGCGCUGAUCAGGCCGAGAACCGGCGACUGAGAGACGUCCAAGUCGAUCGAUCGUCAUCGAGAGAAACCGCCGAGAUUAAUCGCUAUCAGAGAAGUCCGUCAGGAAAGAGGAGUACCAAGGAAGACACAAUGGCAGUCGCAGCCGCCCAGAAGAACCGCGAGAUGUUCGCUAUCAAGAAGUCUUACAGUAUCGAGAAUGGAUAUCCUGCGCGACGACGUUCUCUCGUAGACGAUGCCCGUUUUGAGACUUUGGUCGUCAAGCAGACGAAGCAAAGCGUACUCGAGGAAGCUCGACAGAGAGCGAACGACAAGAAUGCUGAUCAGACCAUCACUCGUAGUCAAGAGCAGCAGGGACAGGGAGAGCAUUACGUUGAUGUCUCAUCGAGUGACGAUGAGCAGGUGGAGUCACUGAUUUGCGCAUCGAAGAAGGAAGAGGCGAAAGCGGAGGCAUCGUCGGACAGUGAUGGGAAACCGGAUGACGAUGAUGAUGAUGAUGCCGGACUCACCGAGGAGGAAGUGGUGCUGGCAAAGACGAUUGCGGAGUCGCCGGAAAGCGAGCACAGCGUGCAGAAAGCGGCAUUGGUACUGAGGCUGCGGGAGGGCAUUGGUUCUCUAGGUCGAAUCCUGAAGACCAUCGAGAACUUCAAGGGCGCGAUCACCCACGUGGAGUCGCGGCCCUCCAAGAAGGAGGGUCUGCAGUUCGAAGUGCUCGUCAAGAUCGACAUGAGCAGGCAGAGCCUGCUGCAGCUCAUCCGGAAUCUGCGUCAGAGUUCGGCCCUGGACGGCGUGACCCUGCUGGCCGACAACUCCGUCAGCAUCAAAGAUCCAUGGUUCCCGCGUCACGCGUCUGACCUCGACCACUGCAACCACCUGAUGACCAAGUACGAGCCGGAACUCGACAUGAACCACCCAGGCUUUGCUGACAAGGAGUACCGUGCUCGCCGCAAGGUCAUUGCUGAGAUUGCCUUCGCCUACAAGUACGGCGACCCGAUACCGAGUAUCCCGUACACCGAGACGGAGAACGAGACCUGGUCGCGCGUCUUCAACACCGUGCUGGACCUGGUACCGAAGCACGCGUGCGUGGAGUACCAGAGGGUCUUCAAGAAACUGCAGGAGGAGAGGAUCUUCGAGUCCCAUCGUAUACCGCAGUUGCAGGAGGUGAGCGAUUUCCUGAAGAAGAACACGGGAUUCACCCUGCGGCCGGCAGCUGGUCUCCUGACGGCGCGGGACUUCCUGUCCAGCCUUGCCUUCAGGGUAUUCCAGAGCACCCAAUAUGUCCGCCACAUCAACAGCCCGUACCAUACUCCUGAACCAGACUGCAUUCACGAGCUCCUGGGCCACAUGCCGCUCCUGGCUGAUCCCAGCUUCGCCCAGUUCUCGCAGGAGAUCGGUCUGGCGUCGCUCGGCGCCUCGGACGAGGAGAUCGAGAAGCUGUCGACCAUCUACUGGUUCACAGUCGAGUUCGGUCUCUGCAAGGAAGGGCCAGAGGUCAAGGCCUACGGCGCCGGCUUGCUCUCGGCUUACGGUGAACUCCUGCACGCGUUGAGUGACAAGUGCGAGCACCGAGCUUUCGACCCGACAACCACCGCUCUGCAAAAGUAUCAGGAUCAGGAGUACCAGCCGAUCUAUUACGUGGCCGAGAGCUUCGAGGAUGCUAAGGAGAAAUUCCGUCGUUGGGUGGCAACCAUGAGCCGGCCGUUCGAGGUGCGAUUCAAUCCUCAUACGCAACGCGUCGAGGUCCUCGACAGCGUCGACAGGUUGGAGGAUCUGCUGGCCCAGCUCAACACCGAGAUGACCCACCUCACGAACGCCGUCAACAAAAUGAAGGCGAGAUACUUCGCGUAAAGCUGCGAGCUGCCGCGACUUCGUUGUACCAAUUCGGUUAUUCCUCUCGCGGACCAUCGAGCCCAGAGCAAGUCGAUCGCGCUUUUAGUCAGCCGCAUUAGCUUCCCUGAACUUUCUGACGACAAUAAACGUAGACACAAACGCGUUCUCCCGGGAGACUACACUAAAACUUCAUACAUGAAUGACGCACAACUGUCAUCGCUUAAUUUCGAUUUUAAUUGGAAAAUGUUUGUUUGAAGUAAAAAGUUUUCAAUUUCGUCGAUGCUUUAGCUUCCGGGUUCGAUGGUGCGCGUCACCUCAUCGUCGUCAUUCUCGUCGCGCGCAUCAAGACGCGUCCCUCCUCACCCUCCGUGUAUAAAGUCGUUCAUUUGCGUUGUCGUACGCGCGUAUCUGCACCGAUUAAUUACUUAUUCGAUUCGAGAUACUCUUAUUAAAUCGGAUAACGAAUCACUUAAAUUUCUUGCUUCUCCUGAGAAUGCAAAACGUAAAUGCUGCUCUCGCUAAUGGCUGCACGUACGCGCGUACGAGUCACAUUACUAUUAUAUCAUUAUUAUUAUUAAUUAUUAUUAUAUUAUUAUUAUAUAUAUAUAUAUAUAUAUAUACCUUGUUCUUUAUUCUAUUACAUAAUAUUAUAUUAUUAUGUCAGCACAUUACGUAUAUUACGUUAUUCCGCAUGAACUUGCUUGAUCCAGCGAACACUGGCAUUUGCCCCCGAUAUUUUCGACGUAGCGCAGUUUCGCAAGCAAUCGUACAUACACUCCCACCCCUCGAAACCCCAGAAUUCGCGGGGAUCGAUCGCACGAUCGCGCGAACAGAAUUCGUCGUUCAGACAUGUACACACACCUGAUACGUUACAGUAUUCUCUCUCUCUCUUUCUUUUUCUUUCUUGUUAUCAAUUAACACACUGUCAUAUGGGGUUGUCGUCGGGCAGCCAUCUCCUCCCCCCUCCCCUAGGCGGAUCCUUCACCCUAGAUCCUGCCGCGCUUAAUUUAGGAUUCACGCGCAAUUCGGAGUGAACAGUAUUUCGUAAAGCGUAUCUUUAAGUCGUGUUCUUACUUAGGUAACUCGCAUAUCGUAGGUCGCUGCGUCGCUCCUGCCGCAAUCCCUCCCUCGGGCUCCCCUGGCGGAGCGGAAGUCGCGGGGGAGCGACGCCGCUUUAGUGAGCCACUCUAUUUAGCGGGUAGUGCGUGAUAGUUUCCCCCCUGCUUGCGCACGCUGUGCCUACCCGGCCACCCCGGUCGCACACCGGACUCGCGCGUGCACCACGUGCGCGUAACCCCCACCCUCCCUCCCUUAGAUCGUAGCGAUCUCGAUCGAUACACAUGACACUUGUUUCCUUUGUAUUAUAUUGUAAAGUACUCACAGAGCAUAUAAUAAAAGAUUAUAAGAUA